Messenger RNA from Sorghum bicolor (sorghum), 2621 nucleotides. Its product is annotated as probable galacturonosyltransferase 13. NCBI's taxonomy places the organism in Eukaryota, Viridiplantae, Streptophyta, Magnoliopsida, Poales, Poaceae. The record is from RefSeq and is a predicted model, not a curated record. The coding region runs from base 604 to 2211 and encodes 535 amino acids. Gene Ontology annotation, molecular function: polygalacturonate 4-alpha-galacturonosyltransferase activity. The transcript is spliced from 6 exons.
ACCCCGCGCCGACCUGGCCGUGACCGACUCCACUCGGCCUCGCUGCCGUGCCGUACCAUACCGUGCCGCCCUGUUCAUCGGGUCAAAUCCCUCGUCUUCUUCCUCGUCGCUUCCUCUCCACCACCUCCCCACUUCUCCUCCUAAUCCCCAAUCCGGAACCUCACCGCGGAGAACCCCAGAUCAAACCCUUCCCCCGCCCAUUCCCAUUCCCACUCCCAUUCCACCGGUGCGAUCCGUUUCCUCCUUACUUCCCUGCCCGCCCGAGGGAGAAGACGAAAUCGGGACCGACCGCCGAGGUUUCUUGAUCCGGGCGCGUGAUUCGCGGCGCCCAGGCACCAGUGAGAAAUCAAAUCAAGAACGGGGCAGGGGAAGCCCGGGGAAGUGAGACGAGGGCGCGGGGAGCAAUCAAGAUCGCUUCUUGGAGCUGUCGGUUCCCCCGCGCCAAUGCCGGAUCCGGCCGGCGGCGCCCCCCGCUCCCAGUGCGCCGGGCUGGCAUGCCCCCUCUGAGCGCCCCCGCCUGCCGCCGCGGCUCCCGAUGCUCGUGUGGUCCUCGGGAGCAGGAGAGGGAGCAGCGGCCGUCGUGGGCGGCGGUCAGGAGCGAGGAUGCAGAUCCGGCUGUCGCCGAGCAUGAGGAGCAUCACCAUCUCCACUAGCCAUGGCCUGCUAGACUUGAUGAGGCUCAAGGUCGCCGCGCGACACUUCUCCUACCGCACCGUCUUCCACACCGUCCUCAUCCUCGCCUUCCUCCUGCCCUUCGUCUUCAUACUCACCGCCGUCAUGACGCUCGAGGGCUUCAACAAGUGCUCCUCACUAGAUUGUCUGGGAAGACGUUUAGGUCCGCGCCUUCUUGGUAGGGGAAAUGAUGGUUCCAUGAGGCUUGUGAGGGAUUUGUAUGUGAUGCUUGAUGAAGUAAAUUCUGAGGAAGCACCUCUUGAUUUGAAGGUUCCAGAAACUUUUGAUGAAUUUAUCUGGGACAUGAAGAAUAAUGAUUAUGAUUUAAGAUCAUUUGCUUUUAAGCUGAAGGCUACGAUGGAGAGCAUGGAUAAGGAAUUGAGGUCAUCAAGGUUAUCGGAGCAGUUGAACAAGCAUUAUGCUGCAAUUGCUAUUCCUAAAGGCCUUUAUUGCCUUUCAUUGCGUUUAACUGAUGAAUACUCCUCAAAUGCCCUUGCAAGGAAACAACUACCACCCCCAGAGUUGGUGCCUUGUCUUUCGGACAACUCCUAUUACCAUUUUGUUUUAGCAUCAGAUAACAUCCUUGCAGCCUCAGUUGUGGUCAGAUCAACAGUUAGAUCAUCACUGAAACCUGAGAGGAUAGUUUUCCAUGUUAUUACUGACAAAAAGACCUAUCCUGCCAUGCAUUCAUGGUUUGCUUUAAAUUCUCUCAGUCCUGCUAUUGUUGAGGUGAAAGGUGUUCACCAAUUUGAUUGGUUAACAAAAGAAAAUGUUCCUGUACUUGAAGCUAUAGAAACUCAGCGCACUGCCCGAGAUCGUUACCAUGGAAGUCACCGUCCAAGAACCAGUGCUAGUGAUAGCCCAAGGGUUUUUGCAGCCAAGCUGCAGGCAGGAAGUCCAACAUAUACUAAUAUGCUCAAUCAUAUUCGAAUAUACUUGCCUGAGUUGUUCCCAAGCCUCAACAAGGUCGUAUUUCUUGAUGAUGAUGUUGUUGUCCAACAUGACCUAUCACCACUUUGGGAUAUCGAUCUAGCUGGGAAGGUUAAUGGUGCUGUUGAGACUUGCAGAGGUGGAGAUAGUUGGGUGAUGUCUAAGAAGUUCAGAAAUUAUUUCAACUUUUCGCAUCCCCUCAUUGCAAAAAACUUUGACCCUUCAGAGUGUGCUUGGGCAUAUGGUAUGAAUAUUUUUGACCUCAAUGCAUGGAGGAAGACAACAAUCAAAGAUAAAUAUCAUCAUUGGGUCAAGGAGAACCUGAAGUCAAACUUCACACUUUGGAGGCUUGGAACAUUACCACCAGGCCUUAUAGCAUUUAAAGGCCAUGUUCACCCAAUUGAUCCAUCAUGGCAUCUGUUAGGCUUGGGUUAUCAGGAAAAGACAGAUAUCAGUAGUGUUGAACAAGCAGCAGUUAUACAUUAUAACGGGCAAAGUAAACCGUGGCUGGAGAUUGGUUUUAAACAUCUUCAACCAUUUUGGACAAAAUAUGUGAACUACUCAAAUGAAUUCAUAAGAAACUGUCAUAUAAUGGAGCCUCAGUUGUAGAUUGUCGUGACAAUAUAAAUAAAAGCAUAUAUUAAGUGAAAUUAAAUUUGUUAUUUUGGAGAUCAACAGCAGAGAGUUUAUGAAGGGUAACCGGGGAGCUCAGUAAUCCCCACACAUGGUUACAUGCGCUGAUGGAGAAUAUUCAAUGAACAGAAAGGAAAUGUUAUUUUUUCCCCAUUUACUUUAGGACCCUUUUCCUUUAAUUUAUUCCAUUUGUAUCAUAGCUCAUGAAAUUACGAUAUUGUUUAGGAUGGUUCUUUUGUAUUUGAUGGAGCAAUAUAUAAGUUGAAUUGAUGGUAGUCCCAUCAUUAUUGUAAUUGAUGAAGAGUAUACACAGUUCACCAUGUGAAAAGCAUGGAUUUUGAUUAUGCAAAGCAAACCUUGUAUACUUGUUACUUAUUUUUCGGUUC